AUGAAAGCAGACAUAUGUGAAAAGUAGGAAAUAACCACAGUAUUGUCAGGAUCUAAAGAACUGUUUAAAUCAUUCAUGACUUAUCUGGAAUUGGUUUUAAAAAUUUUAAACAAAAAUUUUAAAGUUGUAUAAUUAUAGAUUAAAAGAAGAAUAAAGGAAGAGUAUAGGGAUCAGGUACCAUCAAGCAACUGAGAUCAUUAUCACCUUGGGGCAAUGAGUUUUUUUCUAUAAGAUUCAUUGAAGCUAAGGCAAAGGUACAUAGUUAAGCAGUAUCAGUUGGGGAGAAAAUGUCUCCAACAAAGUAAUCUUUGAAUAGGCACCUGAAGAAAGUGAAUUGUGAGCUAAGCAGGUAUUGGGGAACAGCAUUCCUGACAGAGUAUUGAAGAUGCUGAGCCAGUCUGUUAAAUGGAAAUAUGGCAAGUCUGUCUUAUUUGACAAGCAAAGAAGCCAUUGUAGCUACAGUGAAGUUUGCAAUGGUGAAAUGGAAGAAGAUGAAAUUAGACUCCUCACACAGAAGUAUAUGAUAAGUUUCAAGUGAGAAGCAUGGACAACAUAACUACUGUGUUUACAAGAACAGAUCCCUAGAGGCCGGGGUGAUCAUGAAGGAGGGACUUGGAGCCCAACUUUCAAAAAAGAAGAUCACCCUAACUUCCCAUCUUGAUUGCUGCAGAGGCUAUGUCUGAUAAAGCAGAAUGUCCUAUAUUAGAGAUCACCAGACAAGAUUUUUUUCAAGAAGCAAAAACUCUCAUUGCCCAACAUUAUGAGAAAAUAAAUGAGAAUAAAGUUCAAGGUACUUCUAUAAAUGUUUUUAAAAAUAAACAUCAAAAACCAAAAUCUGGCAAAUUCAUACCUUUGGUGAUUAAAAAAAAGGAAACACCUGAUAUGGUUCAAGAACUUCGGACAGCACACAAAAAUAUUUGUUUUCCCAAACACCUGUUCAAAAGUGAGCAUUUUAAGGAACCCUCACAGGGAACUUCUUUCAAGGAGCCAUAUAUUUUUAGCGUAAAGGAAAAAUUCAAGGACUCUAUGGAUAUAAUUGCAAAAGAACAAGUUAAACUGGGUAAAAUAGUAACUAAUAUUGAAUCCGUGGGUAAAAAAAUGGAGAAAGAAAAGCAUCAGCACCAUGGGAAGUCCAGAUUCUUGGUCUCACCAUUUCCCACCCCAGUCAUCAAUCUUCACUUGCCAUUACAACCCAUGACCUCCUCUUCCAUGGGGCUUCUGAAAGAAUAUGACAAAACAUUCUCCGAUUGGAGAGGAAUUGUGUCAACAAAGACUUCCCGUUUGGCUCCUCACUCCAGCUGGCCUAGUUUGUAUGGGUCAUCAUCAGUGUUUCAGGAUUACUGUUCUAAAACAGUAAUGAAGAAAGAACAACAGCCUAUCAAACCAGAACCAAAGCCAGGAACCAGGAUAAAGUCUAUUCUAAGUAAAAGUGGGAAGCUUGACAAUAAAGUUAAAAGAAUUGGACCACACAUAGAAAUCUUCCAAGUGUUCCGGGAAAGGACCAAAUUUGUAAAUAUCAAAAAAGUCGUUAAAAUGGUCAUCCUAAUGCAGGCCUAUGUCAGAGGAUGGCUUGAACGCAAAAGAUUCCAGAGAAUAAUGGUCAAGGCUUUGUCUCAUGGACCAAAUUUGAGAGCAGUUAUAAACAUGUAUCAUAGACUGAUCCAUCGUGUUAAAUAUCGUCUUGGCCUUUGGAGGACAAGACAAAUUAUUAACUUUGCAGAGCUAGAAGAAUGGAUGGACAGAAAAAAAUUUUAUGAAACAAUGUUUGCUAAGAGAGAAGAUUGGCAAGGAUUAGAAAGAAGUGAGCUCCUUAAAUUCUUCAAUGACUGUGGUCAUUUCCCAACCCAGCAGCAAAUUGACGAGGUUUGGGACUUGGUCCAUAGAGAAGACCGUGACAAAUAUUCUGAACUCAUCAAGAAGUUCAAUGCAAUUGAAAUGUUAUUUACGCUCUAUCCUCCUCAAGGUGCCCAUGUGCGUAAUAAUGUUCGACUUAAGUCAACUUGGCUGAGACCCAUAGUAAAUGGGGAAGAAGGAUAUAGAUAUAUAGUGAAUGGACAUCCAAUACUCAAAAGAGCUAACAUCCAGGUUGUUGGAAAGUUAGUAUGCAGAUCUAUAAGAGAAAGGAAAAUGAGACAACAUUUAUCGUGAGAAGAAGAAUAAUGUUUCAAUACAAUUUUAGUAUCUUAAGAAUUGAACCUAUCUACCCAAAGAGAUACAUUAACAUCAGCCAUGGAUUAAUUAUCACCAGGAAAAAAUGACAAGCAUCUUUGGACAUCAAAAGAAGGAUUCCAACAACUCAAUUUAUAAUUCCUAAAUAUCUUUGGAUGAGCCAUUCAUUGGAUCUUCUUCAUUAAAAGCUACCGUUUUAUCAUACUGAAGUUGAAACCACAUAGUGUCAAGUAUUCCUUUCAUUGGACUUUAAUUUCUUUUGUUCCAUUACCAAUCAAUGCCACGAAGAAACUUUAAGACUUUGAUUUCUAAAAAUGCACUUACAGUUUUUGGAAAUGACUCCUCAAAAUGUUUUUUCAACUAUAUGACUUUAUUAGUGUAUUCAUAGUAUUAUUUUUCCCUAUUCUCAUUCCCUACUCAAGUGAAAAACCGGAAGUCUGUCUAUAGUGUUCCUAAGUUACCUGCCUUAGUUAAGAAAAGAUUUGAAGCAAAGCAACUAACACUAGUUUCCUAAGAAUCUUGAAUUUAAUUUUAUCUACCUAUCCAUCACUUAUCCAUCAAUCCCUCCAUCCCCCACCCCCUCCUUCUAUGAGUGGGUUUGAAGAAACAAUUGAAGGAUAGCUGAAGGAACAGAACCUAUAACUAACAUGGAGACUAGACAUGAACAGAGGCAGGAGCUACAUGUGCUUCAUUUUUUCAGUUCUAGCUUCUGAUCUAUUACUUCUGUAAUCGACUCUGGUUUAAGAACAAAAUCUCUCUCAGGCUACUUUAUGCAAUUUACUGUAGAAUCCAUAUGGAAGUUAUUAGAAUAAAAUCUUUAGAAAAACCAGUUACAAGAAUCAUGUUAAGUCAGGGCUCCACCAAAACCAGAACCAAGCUCGAUUAAAAAACAUGCUGAUCCUCUAACGAGAAAAUGUUUGCAGUAAAACAUUUGACAGGGGGGAAAAAAAGCAGUUAUGAGCUCAAAUGUAGACAUUAGUGUAUUUGUGAAAUUAAAUUAUCCGUAUUUACUCUGUUGGUAAUUGAGAGGGUUUCAUUUUAAAGAAAAACAUUUUUUCUUUAUUUCAAUACUGAAAAAAAGCUGAAAAGUGCAGAAUAAAGAAAAAAAAAGGAAAAAAAUCACA
This is a messenger RNA of Canis lupus familiaris (dog), 3293 nucleotides long. RefSeq names its product IQ motif containing M (gene IQCM). Lineage: Eukaryota; Metazoa; Chordata; Mammalia; Carnivora; Canidae. The coding region runs from base 676 to 2148 and encodes 490 amino acids. The transcript is spliced from 15 exons. Gene Ontology annotation, molecular function: protein binding. The record is from RefSeq and is a predicted model, not a curated record.